AUGCUGGCAAUCGAAGGAACAAUACUUACAGUAAAACACAACACAACAGAGCUAGAGAUAACCUUUGGACAGGACGACCUAGCCUCAACAGGCCCAAACCUCGACGACCCAGUGGUGAUCUCCAUCCAAACAGGAGAGUUAUUGGUAAGAAAGGUACAAAACAACAAGAUAGCAACAGUACAUUCAUACCAUCAACAAGCUCGGCAAUGCUACAAUGCAAGCCUAAAGAAAAUCAGCAUACAACCAAGAGCUAAUCAAGGGACGAAGAUGAUCCACACCACGACCGAGGUACUGACACUCUCCGAGUUGGAUCCAAGGGAGGACUUCCAGGAGAGGCCUCAACCAAUAGACGAACUCCAGAAGAUUCUCCUGACGACAAAGGCCGAACAGUUUACCUAUAUCGGCCGAGCUCUAGAAGGAGAAAAGAGAACAAAGCUAAUAAGAGUACUCCAAGACAAUGCCGACUUAUUUGCCUGGACACCAGCAGACAUGCUAGGGAUAGAUCCGAAUAUAAUCUGCCACAAGCUCUCCAUAAACAAAACAAGUAAGCCAAUUGCCCAGAAAAAGAGGAACCUCGGAGCAGAAAAAAUGAAAGCAGCCCUUGAAGAGACAAAGAAACUUCUCAACACCGGCUUUAUCAAAGAGCUCCGCUUCACCACAUGGCUCUCAAAUGUGGUAAUGAUCCUCAUGCACCAAGAAGAUCAAAGCAAAACAGCUUUUAUAACAGAACACGGAAAUUUGUGUUACAAAGUUAUGCCGUUUGGUCUUAAGAAUGCAGGAGCAACAUACCAGCAACUCAUGGACAAAGUCUUCCAACAACAAAUAGGAAGGAAUAUGGAGAUCUAUGUAGAUGAUAUGGUAGCAAAAAUCUCGAUCCUAACCAAGCCCGAGCUGGCUGGGCGUCUAACGAAGUGGUCCGUUGAGCUCUCCGAAUAUGACGUACAAUACCAACCUCGGAAGACUCCAAGACUGCAAAUACUAGCCGACUUUAUCUCUGAGCUGACAACCGAGGACAAACAAACAGAACAUAACUGGAAACUCUAUGUAGAUGGCGCAGCAAACAAGGCUGGAAGUGGAGCCGGCGUAACACUUAAAGAAGGCGAACAGGUCAUAGCCGAGCAGUCAUUGCAAUUCUCCUUUCCAGCAAGCAAUAACCAAGUGGAAUAUGAAGCUCUUCUAGCCGGACUAAAGCUCGCCCAGGAUUUGCAAAUAGCUCACCUCACUGUAUAUUGUGAUUCCCUACUCGUCGUCCAGCAGAUCAAAGGCGAGUUCCAGGUAAAAGAUCCUUUGUUAGAGAAAUACUGGCUCAUAACAAAGGAUCUUAUUUCAAAAUUUCAUAAAUUAGAAAUAAUACAUGUGAGCAGAGAACAAAACACAAGAGCCGAUGUUUUAUCUAAGUUAGCAACAACAAGGCCACAAUCACACACGCCAACACUUUCACAAUUAACACUUGACAAACCAAGCUUUGAAUUAAAUAGCAUAUUGAGCAUUACACAGGAAAAAGAUUGGAGGACACUGUUUCUCGAAUACAUCAAAACACGAGUCAUCCCAACAGACGAACAAAACCAAAAACUCUUUCGAAGAAGAGCAAGCUACUAUACAAUCGUUAGAGACAACCUAUACAGGCGAGGAUUUUCACAACCACUCCUAAGAUGCAUAAGCAAAAACGAAGCUGAAACGGUAAUGGCGGAGACCCAUGAAGGGGUAUGCGGUAACCACAUUGGAGGCCGAGCAUUAUCCGCCAAAAUAUUGCGAACAGGAUACUAUUGGCCAACAAUGAAGAGAGACUGCUUUGCCAAAGUAAAAAAAUGCGACAAUUGCCAAAAACAUGCCAUGAUAUCCACAACACCCGCAGAAGAGCUACACACUCUAGAGGUAAGCUGGCCUUUCGAUAGAUGGGGGUUGGAUAUCCUCGGCCCCUUUCCGAAAGCACCAGGACAGCCACUGUAA
This is a messenger RNA of Arachis ipaensis, 1950 nucleotides long. The record is from RefSeq and is a predicted model, not a curated record. Lineage: Eukaryota; Viridiplantae; Streptophyta; Magnoliopsida; Fabales; Fabaceae.